Molecule: messenger RNA, 3092 nt
Organism: Sphaeramia orbicularis (orbiculate cardinalfish)
Lineage: Eukaryota; Metazoa; Chordata; Actinopteri; Kurtiformes; Apogonidae
Exons: 29
Coding region: 73-2415 (780 amino acids)
Biological process (GO): T cell receptor signaling pathway; protein localization to plasma membrane; integrin-mediated signaling pathway
Cellular component (GO): plasma membrane
Source: RefSeq, a predicted model, not a curated record
UCAAGAAACAAAGAUCAGAUUUAAAAGGAGUGAUUUCAUUUUCCUCUGUAUGGAAAAAACGUCUUGGAUCUUAUGGCUCAGUUCAACACAAAAGACGACUCUUUACAGGAUACCUCCUUCCAACAAGAACCUGGUCCAAAGGUCAGUGAUGUAGCCUCUAUUCAGGGUAGGAUUGCUGCUUUGGAGGAGAGUUUGUCAAGGGCUGCAAUCAGAGGCACUGACUAUCCAAAGCCUGACCUUCAGAAAAAAUGGAAAGGAAAAGUACUGUCAUCACCUCCUGAAAAGCAGAGAUACACAGACCUUUCUGGAUCCUCUGUACCCGCUCAUCUUACAAAUGUAGAGAUUAAAUCUGAAGUGCAUGACAGUAAUCACAUUUCCAGAAAGAUGAGUGUCUCUCAUUCUUUAGCCAAGCCAGUGUGUCCUCACAUCAGCAGACUGCCUCUCAUAACAGCUUCUAAAACCGUCCCUGUCCUGAAACCAGAAAACCAGAAGCCAUAUGUGUCAUCUUUUCUAAAUGUAAGCCAGAGCAGUAACAUGUCUUUGGCAGAGGAAAGCAGCGUUACAAAACAGGAAAGCUACAAUGAGAGUGUGGUGAGGCUAAAGACUGUCAGUACUAAACCCUCCAAACUACUUGAAACACCAAAACCUUCCUGUAUCACAAAACCCGAAACCCCAAUUCAAAGUCAGAAGAUAACUGUCCCUCAUAUUCCAACGAAGAAGCUCCUUCCACGUGUGAAUAUUCUGGGAAACCCUCCACUGAAGCCGACCAGACCUGCAACUGUUAACAUUCAGCAAUUCAGAACAUCUUUGAAAGAUGAGCCAGGAGAAAAGAUGCAACAUCAUAGUGCUCCUCCACCUCUAGUGUUCCCACCAUCACCCCAAGCACUGACAAGCCAACAGUUGGAUAAGGAGGAGACCUGUGAUGAUGUUGACAUGAAGUUGCCUCCACUUCCGCAAAAAGGCUACAUGCUGAAGGAGGCAGAGAGUUUUCAAAAAUAUGAGGAAAGUAACAGUGGAAAAGAUUACAUUCUCCAUGGUGAAUUCAUGUCAGAGCUCCGAGGAAUUUUCAACAGAGAGAGGAAGAAAAUAAAGGCUAAGAAUGAGCAAAAAACACAUCUGAAGCAGGAAAAGAAACGACAGAAAUCCAAGGAGAAGAGGGGAAGUAAAACAAAGACCAAGAUUAGAGGAUCUGUUUAUGUUCCCAAAAAAGGGAGGAAACUCCCUUAUUUCAAUGGCGGAAAUCGUGACUCAAAGUCCAAAAAGAAGGAGACAGCUCAUGUAAAGCACAACGACUUAGAGAUGCCACAGCCUCUGUCUGACCACGAAGACUCAGACGAUUAUGAAUACAUUGAUGCACCAGCUAAACUUAGCAGUGGGCUCAACAUGCAAAACUCAUGGGAAGAUUAUGAUGAUGUGGAUAUCCCAGACACAAGUACAAGUCGACAGUUGGCUGUAGAUGCUGACACCAUGAACUUGCCUCCACUUCCCCAUAAAGGACACCUUUUAAAGGAGGCAGAGGUGCACAGCUCAAAAAAAUAUCAGAAAAGUAUCAGUGGAAAAGAGUACAUUCACCAUGGAGAAUUCAUGGCAGUGCUCCAAGGGCUCAUCGCUAAAGUGGAAAUUGAAGGGCAGCACAAAAAAGUUAAGAAAGAGAGAAAGGGACAACUGCAGGAAAAGAAACAACAGAAACCUAAACAGAAGAAGGAUCACAAAGGAAAGAAGCUGAAGAUUAAAGGGUUUGAUCAUGUCACCAAAAAGUGGAAGAAAGAAAGACAUUUUGACCCAAAUCUCGGUCAAAGGAAGAUAAAAAUCACAGACACCAGUGGGUCUGCUCAGAUAAGCCACAGUUACUUAAAGGUGAUGCCAGAUCCUCAAUCCAACUAUGAAGACACAGGGGAUUAUGAAAACAUUGACGCACCAGCUAACUUUUACAGUGACAUUGACAUGGAAACUUCAUUGGAAGAUUAUGAUGAUGUGGAUAUCCCAGACACAAGUGGGCUCAGUGUGCAAACCUCUUGGGAAGGUGAUGUUUAUGAUGACGUGGAUAUUCCAGACCCACAGAGUCAACAAUUGGAUGAGAGCUAUGACGAUGUUGGUAUCAUGACAACUCCUCAACUUCCUUUUAAAGCUGUAGAAGAUGAUGAUUAUGAUGAUGUGGGUAUCCCAGACACAAGAGUUUCUCCUUUACCACAGCUUACAGCAGAUGGUGGUGACAUCUAUGAUGAUGUUGAUUCUCAGAGUUCUUCACUGCCUUGUGCUGGGUUGGAUAUAUAUGAAGAGGUCCAAGUUGAGGAAAGUGAUGAUUACGAUGAUGUGGAUAUCCCAAACACAAGUGUUUCUCCUCUACCACAGCUCACCACUGAUGGAGGUGACAUCUAUAAAAACAUUGACCUCCAGAGUCCUUCACUGCUUUGAGCUGGGCUGGAUAUAUAUGAAGAGGUCCUAGAUUCUCAAAAUGACUAAUAGACUGCAAAGAUCCUGGAUCAUUUUAUAGAAUUUGACUAUUCAUUCAUCAUUGCCGAUAUGUUUCUUUUACUGUUUAAAUUAGUGUUUAUUUCUCAUAAUUAAUAAAUAUUUGUCAAUAGCUUAUGUAAUACAUUGCAUGAUAUUUUGUGAAUAACCUGUUGCCACUGACACCGGUGCAGAAGACACCUUUUUGUGAUGACCUUCAGGUUUGUGCAACAUUUACAUGUGCCAUAUUAAACAGACUAAUCAUUGCUUUACCUGUUUCAUUGUGCAGUCUUAAUGGAAAAUACAUUUUGUAUUCUGUGAACACAACAGGUUAUUGAAGGAACAUUAUCAUUGUUUCAAAACUGACUAAAAAGCUUUGAAAGGCGUUUGAAAGCUAGAAAUGUAAUUAAAUCAGGUUUCACAAGACUGAAUGUUUUAAGUGCUUACAUUAUCUAAGGGUCAGAUCAAGCAUUGCUUUGUAGUUUUCUUUCUAGAAUAGUGUUGUUUUUUUUCAAUGUUACAGCACAUUUGCAGAAUUUCAAAACUCAUGUCAUUGUGGUUAUUAGAUCAGUAAAUAAAGACCCAUGUUACAUUUUGCUUCUAUUUAAACAGUAUACCGUUGAAUAAACUAUCCAGUGUUG